Molecule: messenger RNA, 888 nt
Organism: Talaromyces rugulosus
Lineage: Eukaryota; Fungi; Ascomycota; Eurotiomycetes; Eurotiales; Trichocomaceae
Exons: 5
Coding region: 1-888 (295 amino acids)
Biological process (GO): intra-Golgi vesicle-mediated transport; endoplasmic reticulum to Golgi vesicle-mediated transport; retrograde vesicle-mediated transport, Golgi to endoplasmic reticulum
Cellular component (GO): COPI vesicle coat
Molecular function (GO): protein binding; structural molecule activity
Source: RefSeq, a predicted model, not a curated record
AUGGAUCCAUUCUCUGCAGAAGGAGAGCUCGUCAACAUCCACAAUGCCUUCCACCAAGGCCAAUACCAGAAUGUGAUCGACUUCGACACAUCGUCAUUCUCCCCCGAGAACGCAUUGCCCACGCGUGUGCUGCAGCUCCGAGCCAAGAUUGCCCUGGGCCAGACGGAAGAAGUGCUUGCAGACGUCGAGGGCGAAGAGGACACCCCCGACCUGGCCGCGGUCAAGGCGCUGGCGCAAAACACCGCGGGCGAUGCAGACUCGGCGCUCACCCUGGCCCAAAAGCUUGCCGAAGAGCAAAGCGAAAAUAACACUGUCCAGCUGCUUGCUGGAACUGUGUUGCAUGUGCAAGGGAAAACAGACGAGGCCCUGUCUCUGCUCAGCAAGCACCAGGGGAACCUGGAGGCUGUUGCUCUCUCGGUUCAAAUUUACCUCCAAACGAACCGCAUCGACCUCGCUCUUAAAGAAAUCUCGGGCGCGAAACGCUUCGCACAGGAUUCUCUAUUGUUCAACAUCGCAGAGUCGUGGGUGGGAUUGAGAGUGGGCGGCGAGAAAUACCAAUCGGCAUACUACGUCUACGAAGAGUUGGCGUCGAAUCCCAACUCCACUGCACCCCUGUCCAUAGUCGGACAGGCAAUUGCGGAAUUGCACCUGGGCCGUCUACCAGAAGCCGAGGCAGCGCUGUCCGAGGCUAUUCAGAAAUACCCAGAGGAUGCUCAGUUGAUUGCCAACACGAUUGUUCUCAAUGUUCUCAGCGGCAAGGACUAUACCGAGUUGACCUCGAAAUUGAAGUCGGUUGAACCCAACCAUAUUCUUCUCACUGAUUUGGAGGAAAAGAGCUCCUUCUUCGACACGGCGGCAGCCAAGUUUGCUCCCAAGGUAUCUUCGUGA